Molecule: messenger RNA, 891 nt
Organism: Pieris macdunnoughi
Lineage: Eukaryota; Metazoa; Arthropoda; Insecta; Lepidoptera; Pieridae
Source: the annotation of a GenBank genome assembly
AUGGCAAAAGAAUCGAAAAGCAAAGGAAACAUUAAAAAGAAAAAAAGAAAGAGAAAAUUAACAUGCUGCCAGAGAUGCAAACGCAGAAUUGUCAAGUGGUUUUACAGAAGGACAAAAAGAUGUUGUAAGAAAGCUAUUUUUGGUGUUCCAGAUCCAAAACUAUCAGACUAUGACAUAGCUGGAGUUAAUUUAGGAGACGCCAGGGACAAAUUAAAAAUUAAUAAAAGCAAAUCUAUUAAGGAUAACUCUGAAAAGAAAAAGCCCUCCAUUGUUACCUUGUAUAAAAGUAAUAAAAAUAAAUCGAUAAUUAGUAUACCAUUUAAACAAAAACUCAUCAGGGAAUAUGACGAUAUAUCUAUAAUCAAACCUAAGGGUAGUAAUAUUAAGGCAAUUAUAAGUGAUUUUAAAGAAAGAAAUUUGUAUAUAGGAUUAUCUAAAGAUUUUACAAAAAGCGAUAGAGAUUUUUUUUCUAAAAAAGCAAAAGAAUACGAAGAAAAAUAUAAAAAAGCUUCCCUUUUAGACGAUUUAGACAAAUAUAAAAGAAGUUCAUACAUGAAAAAGUAUGAUGAUAAGUACAAAAAUCUAUCCUACUUGGAUUUCAAACAACUAGAAAGUAUGGAUAAAGAUAAAUUAAAACAUAAAUUAUCGAUCACAUCUUCUAAACAUAAUAUUUUAAAAACUAUGCUAAGCGACUAUAAGAAAAAGAAGUUUUCGUUAACAGGCUUAUUUAGUAAAUCCAAAGUGGAUAUGGAUAAACUUGAUAAAGAGAAAAUACAAAAACUAAUAGAACUAUACAAAGAUAAAAAGAAGAAGAGUUUUACUUUCGUCAAACAAUCCAAAAUUAAACAGCUUAAAUCAGAUUUGAGAGCGAAAUUAGCUGGCAUAAAUUGA